AAGUGAGGAUGAGAGUAUGACGUCACAUGAACAGGAAGAUUGUUUUGUUUUCCAUUGAUCUCUCACAACAAACGUGAGGUUCGACAUUUACAGGAAUACUUUGAAAAAUGGACUCGUUUAACUUGAAAAAAUUUGCUCGUGACGCGGGGUCAGCGUUGAGCCGAGUGGUACAGCUGACUGAAGAAAAGCUAGGAACCUCUGAGAGAACUGAACUUGAUGCUCACUUUGAAAAUUUAGCAGAGCGUUCUGAUGCUACCAAGUUAUGGACUGAAAAACUCCUCUCUGAUACAGAGGCAGUGCUUACACCAAAUCCGGGCAAACGUGUGGAGGACUUCCUCUUUGACAAAAUUGAAAAGAAACGACCGAAUCGUUUGAGCAACCUUGAGUACCUUGGUCUAGAUAUGAUUGAUGCUGGCAAUGAGUUUGGGCCAGGCACUGCAUAUGGGAGUGCAUUGCUUAAAGUUGGGCAGUGUGAGCAAAAACUUGGAACAACGGAAAGGGAUUUUAUUGCAUCUGCCAACCAUUCCAUUGUGGCACCUUUUCGUAAAUUUUUGGAAGGUGAAAUGAAAACUAUUGUGCGAGAAAGAGGCCUUCUUGAAACAAAACGUUUGGACCUUGAUGCCUGCAAGAACCGUGUCCGUAAGGCUAGAAGCAUGCUGGGUACCCAAAACAAGGAGGGUCCUAGCCCUGAGAUAGUUCUAAGACAGGCUGAACAAGAUUUGCGGGUUGCCCAAGCUGAGUUUGACCGCCAAGCUGAAAUAACAAAGCUGCUCCUCGAAGGUAUUAGCAGCUCCCAUGCAUCUCACCUGAGAUGUUUACAUGAGUUUGUUGAAUCACAAGUGAGGUACCAUGCGCAGUGCCACCAAUUGAUGCAAGAACUCCAGCGUGAUCUUGCCAGUGAUAGAAAACCAAGUCCCAUGUUGCGUAUCAACAGUGAAGAAGUGGAACUUGUACCUCCGGAGAACAAUAGCACUAACUCACCACCAAACUGAUGCUCCACUCCCAGUGAAUUCUAUGAGAUUUGCAAGAGUCCUCUUAAUCUAAUCUUUACUUUUGUCUCCUCUUUGAACUCUCAUGAAUUUAAACUUAACUCUCUUAGAAGCUAGAUUUCUGAAUUUUCUUUUUCUCUUCAGUAUUUCUUUACCAUUCCCUUGCAGCCUUUCUCGUGUACUGUACACUGAAUCCCUUUCUUUGCAUAACCUGUAUGUGGGUAUGCACUACAAUAGGUCUUUGUGGGACUGUCCCUGGAUGUGGUUCAGCAGUAUUCAAACAUACAUGCUUUUCUUUCUUGCAAUUGUAACAUUUUGACAUCUUCUUGUUCUUCUCUUGAUAAUUGCUUCCUUCAUGCUCGCAAAGCCAGUGCCUUUAUUUUGUUUACUGUUAAUCAGUACUUGGAUUGAUAUGAUAACUAUAAUCAUUCAUUCCAAGUGCAAAUUUAUUUUACGGUAAAAAAUAUUUCUGUUAAAUUCUUCAAAUUUUAUUGAACAAUGAUGUACAAGACUUUUGCCCCAGAAGUGCCUUGGUGGGCUCAUGAAGGUGCUUGUUUCAUACCAGGGUUUGUUGUUAAGCUUUAUAUUCUAGAUGUUAUGGCUGUAGCUUUUAUGUUAUACACAAUGUAGUGAGGGGCUCACAACAUUGUGAUGUUAUACAUUAUUCUCUCUCAUUUUUUGUACCAUUUUUAUUGUUAAGUUUGAUUUGAAAAUUCUUCUGCAAUAUUAACUUUAUUCACUUGCAAGGGUACUUCAUAGCCAAACAAUUAAUUUAGUUGAAUCAAGAUUUUAAUUUCUACACGCAGAAUAGCUCAAUCUUUAUUUGAACAUGUCCGUUCAUUCAACCUGCGGCCAUUUAUUUACACCUGCUUGGCCCCAGGCCGGGCCUAUGAAGCAGGUGUGAGUGUUAUGAUUUUGAUUUCUGGAAAUCAAAGAAAUGCAAGCCAGAUGAGUCAUUUAGUUCUGUGGUGGACUCUAGAAAAAAAAUGCCUUUCAUUCAAGUCAAUCUUUGAUAUUGUAUUGAAAUUUAAGCUGAGUGUAUUUGUUAGACAUAAUCAUGCAUAUUUUUAAAAGUUACAUAUAUUUGUACUCAACUAACGUGUUUCUCAAUAGUUUUAGGUCUAGAUAGUAGCCAAUUCGUCAUUUUUCAAAUUGUUGUGAUAAUUUUUCUUUUCAAGUGAAAUUGUUACAGUUGAUAGGUGCCAUAUUUUUUUGGAAAAUUGGUUAAUAAACCUCAAUUGAGCAAUUAGGAUUUUAUUUAUUUAGUAUAGAGCAAUAACCAAUGUCAAUAACUGUAUCUAUUAGAAUAAUUUGGAGUUUCCCGCUAUCUGUCAAAGGGCUAUUGUAUCAAUGUUGCAAUGCGAUCAAACUUUUUAAAAUCUACCGUAACUAAUCUUGUGGGCAAAAAUUGGACAGGAAUGAAUCUGAAAGGAUUUUGUCUUAGACCCUUUAACUCUUAUGCAUUCCGGAGAAUAGAUUGUGUAGCAAACUCUAACCAAAGUUUACCCAUAGUUUUGUUUUAAUUUACAUUUUUUCUUUCGAACAAGAAACACUAAAACAUGCCUACAUUGUGCUCAGAAUGUUCAAUUGUAUGCAUAUCACAUUCUUUCUCCAUAAAACAUUCCAAUGAAGAGGUUGUUUUAUUUGUUUCAGAAGCUAUUUUCUUUGAAUGCCCAUUUUUUGGCAGUAGUAUUGGGAUUCAUGUCUAUCAGGGAUGAUGUAGUUUUCUGUACAACUUGGUAACAUUCCAGCCAUUUACAUGUUAAUUCUGAUUAACAUACUUUUGAAUCCCUGCAAUAAGAAAUCUCCUCUUUAUUUUGUUGAUUUUGGUAUAUCGGAAGGUUGAAACCAAAGAAACUUCAAAUAUAUACUCACAGCAAUACAGUAGGUAAUUUACUUGAUUUUAUGUGAUGAGGAAGUUGUCGUGAAGAAAUGAUCUGUGUAAGGUGUCAUGAAAUAGUGCUCCAUUCUGAUGUCAAAUGAUGAAUAAUGAUCUCUUUGUCCUUUUUAUUGGAUCAUCUGUAUACGAACAUUUUAAAAAACAUCAGUAAUUAAUUUCAUCUUGAAAAUUUAUUUUAUUGUUCCUUAUGCCUCUUGCCUUUGUGCAGAAUUGGUCAGAUUUUUGUCGUGUUCUCCCCAUAGCUUCCGUUGAACUUCCAUUUGUUUCAAAAGGGGCAUAGCUUUUUGACAUUAUUGUGCAGUUAGUGAAUGUGUCCACAUUCCUAUUUAAAAAAUUAUAAAGUGUUCUAUAUUCUAGUUUUGGACAAUACAUUUAUAAUGGAGCUUUCCUUUCAGCUUAAGGGCUUGUUUACGAUUCUGGUUGACAUAUUAAACAGUAUCUGUUGUGAAGUA
Frankliniella occidentalis (western flower thrips) is the source of this 3341-nucleotide messenger RNA. RefSeq names its product endophilin-B1 (gene EndoB). Gene Ontology annotation, molecular function: protein binding. The transcript is spliced from 8 exons. The coding region runs from base 108 to 992 and encodes 294 amino acids. Gene Ontology annotation, cellular component: cytoplasm. The record is from RefSeq and is a predicted model, not a curated record. NCBI's taxonomy places the organism in Eukaryota, Metazoa, Arthropoda, Insecta, Thysanoptera, Thripidae.